Messenger RNA from Neurospora crassa OR74A, 2594 nucleotides. RefSeq names its product alpha-1,6-mannosyltransferase subunit. Gene Ontology annotation, cellular component: mannan polymerase complex; Golgi membrane. Gene Ontology annotation, molecular function: alpha-1,6-mannosyltransferase activity. The record is from RefSeq and is a predicted model, not a curated record. The coding region runs from base 818 to 1762 and encodes 314 amino acids. Gene Ontology annotation, biological process: protein N-linked glycosylation. The transcript is spliced from 3 exons. NCBI's taxonomy places the organism in Eukaryota, Fungi, Ascomycota, Sordariomycetes, Sordariales, Sordariaceae.
GGGUGUUCCUGCGUUGUUUCAACCUGCCCAAACUGAAAUAUCCAACAAGAAGCAGCGAGUCGAGUCAGGUCCAGAUCUUGGAUCUCGAAAGGGGGCUUUCCAAUAAAUAUCCACCUCCACCCGUCGAGCCUAUUGUCUCCCAUCUUGUGCAGCGUCGAGCCCAGGGGAAUACGUACGAAUUGUGUUCGGGGCACAAAGCUGCCAGCCAAUUUGACCAAAUGUCCAUGUCUAAAUCCUGACGACAAUACGUGCUAUUAAAAAGCCGCGACCAACCGAACGAACGCUAUCACGCCGACCUGGUUCACUUUUGUCCGUUUUAGCGUGUUGGUUCGUUGUAAGACAAAAAAAAAAGAGUCAGGUACCAGCCACGAUACGAUCCGAUCUAGAUUGAUACUCCUUGACAUACCCGCCUUGGUCAACAGUAUCUACAAUUGUUCCUCAAACAAGUCCGGCCGACGACAACUAAACCUCGACUGAUAGUGUGAGGCUUGUUGAGCCAAAAGUCCUGUUUGGGCGAUUUGUCCUAAUCAAGCUGGUUAGACCGUCGCGAACAGGCGCGCGCGCAUCACCAACGGCCGAACCCCUAGUUUGACCUUUUCGGCGUCGAUCUUUUUUUCCCCCUACUCCUCUUUCUGCGGACGGAAGCUUCCACCUGGUCGCCUCUUCCCACCGCCCGCCAAACCGCUCUAUUCCGUUUCCCUCUGUCCCUGCGAGGGUGGAAUCUUCUGCCGAAGCUGACGACGCCGCGCCGCGCGUACUACGACACCAUAGUUUCAGGGUCUGGACUCGUCUGUUCCUCGUCGCAAACCUGCCCGCGAUGCAUUUCGCAUACCCUCCACGAAAAUCUUCGAACCCGCCGCCUUUUCGGCCUCGGACGUCCGCUCUUCCAACAAUACGAGGCAAGCGUUUGAAAACCAUCGUCCUUAUCGGCCUGGCAUUCCUGACGCUACUCUGGCUAUUCCAACGAGGCGGCCGUAGUCGACAUGCGCCACCGGCGUACCACAAGCCGUCGGGCAACCCGCCGGUGGUGAUAGUCACGGUGUUCAAUGAGGGCAAAUAUGGAAAGGGGUAUUUAGAUAUGGUCAAGGAAAACAGGUUAAAAUAUGCCGAGAAGCACGGCUACGGCACCUUCUUCGUCAAAUCCUCCGACUACGACCUCCGCGGCGCACCCGUCUCGUGGGCCACCCUCCCCGCCGUCCGACAUGCCAUGACUGAGUUCCCCGAUGCGUCAUACAUCUGGUAUCUCGAUCAGAACGCCUUCAUCAUGAACCCGCAGCUGAAGAUCGAGGAGCACGUCAUGAAGCCAUCGAGGCUGGAGGAGCUGAUGAUCAAGGACCACCCCGUCGUGCCGCCCGACAGCAUCAUCAAGACGUUCAGCCACCUCAAGGGACACGAUGUUGAUUUCGUAUUGACGCAGGACAAGGAUGGCCUGUCUUCGAGCAGCUUCGUGGUGAAGAAUGGCGAGUGGGCCAAGUUUUUCCUCGAGACUUGGUUUGAUCCCAUCUACAGGACUUAUAACUUUCAGAAGGCGGAGCAGCAUGCCUUGGAACACAUUGUCCAGUGGCAUCCCACCAUCCUCGCCAAGCUCGCUCUUGUGCCCCAGCGCAUCUUGAACUCAUACAGUAAGGAGAAGGGUGGGCAGGAGUACAAGGAGGGAGACCUUGCGGUGCGCCUCUAUGCUUGCGGUGAAGCUGGCGAGGAUACUUGUGAGACCGAGUCGCAAAGGUUCGCUCAGUGGAAGGCCGCGUAUCAGGACUCAUGAGAAGGCAGGCAGAGGUCAAUGGAUGGAUGGAGGAUAGCAAGCGAUAAGAAGGCACAUUCAACUUCUUGGAUACCAUGAACAUGCACGUACCGAACCGAACCGAACCGAACAGCCAACCUCGUUGAACGACGAUUUCGAGAAGCUGAAAAUAACGAAUUGUGAACCUUACUGGACAUUCUAUGGACAAGGACGGGCGCGUACUGCCGACUGUCCUCUCGGAAUACGGUCGGCUGCCACUUUGCAGGAACGGCGUUCGAAAGGGGAGGGGAAUUUGCUUAAUGAUUUACCAGCACCAGCAUUACAACCACCACCUACAGCACACAAAAUAACCCGACAACGUACACGGGCUCAGGAGGGAAGGUAUGGAACACAAAGAGCAUUUCUUACUUGGAGAAGGGGAUGAGGAGCUCCUUCAUCAUAGCAAGCACAUGCCAAUUGGAACAGGAUGGGUCGGGGGCGUUUGAGGAGACAAUGUUUCUGCUAUUUGCUCACCGGGAGAUUUGCACAACAUAUAAUGAGUAACCUCUCCUCCUAAGCAAGGUGGACGAGGAUGAGGAGGCAGAUAGAGGCAAGCGACCCAUGGUGUGGAAGGGAAACCUACGGAACGAAGAUGGAUAUAAAGACGAGGAGAACGAAUUAAACGUAAUACUAGAUUUAGGAGUAGGGACGUGGGGGUUUGAAAGCCUGGAGGGGGAGGCAAAUGAAACGGCAGUUAUGUUUGGACGAGUACUUACUGCUACGUACACUAUAGGUUGGUAGCACGAAGAAAUGGUGAUUUGACGUGGUUGUUUGGUUCAUUAAGUAUUUUAUAUACUAAGGAUGAGCUUUUACU